Halteromyces radiatus is the source of this 1173-nucleotide messenger RNA. RefSeq names its product SMAD/FHA domain-containing protein. NCBI's taxonomy places the organism in Eukaryota, Fungi, Mucoromycota, Mucoromycetes, Mucorales, Cunninghamellaceae. The record is from RefSeq and is a predicted model, not a curated record. Gene Ontology annotation, molecular function: nucleic acid binding; protein binding. The transcript has a single exon. The coding region runs from base 20 to 1153 and encodes 377 amino acids.
CUUUUUUUUUUUUAUUUUUAUGCCAUUGGAUACUUCGUUUUCUAGUGAUCUUGAUGCUUACCUUCAAGCAACACGACAACGGAUGCAUGGUGCUACUAACUUAGAACUAGACGACAACAAUCAUGACAGUGAACAGAUCUCAUCAACAGAAUACGACCGAUAUCUCUACAAUGCAGAUCGUGAUAUUUGGUAUGAUACCCAGACAAAUACUUAUUCCAAAUAUGAUUCAACACGACAAAUUUAUAUACCAGUGUCCAUGGCACAUGAGAACGCUAUGAUCAAUGAUUCUUCUCAACAACAAGAUGGUGAAAGUGGUGAUGGUGACGAACCUGAAUCGGAUGCGACAUGUCGAUUAGUUGUAGUGUCUUCUACGGUGAUUCCUGUGGGUCAAGUGAUAUUAAUGGAUGCGAAUGGCAUGACAGUUGGACGAGACAAACAUGAAUGGGAUACAAGACGACUUCGUUUACGUGAUAUGCAAGUAUCUAAAUACCACUGUCAGUUUUAUUACGAUCAAAAAAAAGAUACUUUUGCGGUGACAGAUGUUGGAUCUCAAAAUGGUACAUUCUUGAACGGACAACGUCUCUCUCCUGCCAAGCAAAGUAGUACACCUUUUGACUUGAAACAUUUGGAUCAAUUAGACAUUGGUGUAACAGUGCUCCAGGUACAUUUACAUGAUCAUGGAUGGCCUUGUCAAGAAUGUCAAACGUCAGCUAUCAAUCCUCCUCUUCAAACUACAGAUACCUCCUCCAUUACUGAAAAGAAAUCUCCUGAGAAAUCACCUAUGAUCAAGAAAGAAAAUCCAAAUAAGCAGUGGAAACGACGUUUACUUAAACAAUCAGAUGACAAUGAUCGAUCUACACAUUAUAUUGAUCGUGCUCAACUACGGCGAGAACGCACAACAACAAAUUCAGAAGAUGAUUACCAACGUGAUUUUACGGCGUUGAUUGAUGUACAUACUCCUGUUCAAGGCAAAGGAUACGACAUGUUACGCAAAAUGGGUUGGCAACAUGGACAAGGCAUGGGAUCAAGUGAACAAGGAAUAGUAGAACCUUUGACUCCAACAACAUCGGUUUAUGAACGUGCAGGGAUUGGUGCUUUAUCGAUGAAAGAUUGGCAAUAUCAACAAAUGAAACAACGCUAUAGUUCCAAAUAGAAAACCAUUCAUCUUAGUGU